Molecule: messenger RNA, 600 nt
Organism: Caenorhabditis remanei
Lineage: Eukaryota; Metazoa; Nematoda; Chromadorea; Rhabditida; Rhabditidae
Exons: 3
Coding region: 1-600 (199 amino acids)
Source: RefSeq, a predicted model, not a curated record
AUGGUGUUCUCUGUGAUCACUGCAGUUCCAAUCAUAACACUUAUCGGAAUGACACAGUAUUCAUAUAUUGAAAAGAAAACAAGAGUUCCUUGGGAAAUGAACACAAUCAAUACUUUGUGGGUUGGUGUUCUCACCCCGGUACUUGAAAAUAGUCAUGUAACCAUUAAUGUUUUGUUCGGAAUGAUUCAGAGUGGUUUCAUCUGUAAUAUUCUGAAUAUUCUGCACGUUCAAGCAGAAUGGAACCUGUAUUACGCACGAAUCAUGUCCAUGAUCUUCUCAAUUUAUGCAGCGAUUCGAAUGGUUUGGUAUCAAACUAUACUUUUACCAAAGCUACCGCUGAGAAUCCAUUGGAAAUCUAUUAUAUUGAUCACUCUGUUUUUUGCUUUAACUGGAUACUUCUUGUGGCCAUACUGUACCUCUUCCAAUGUCUAUAUUCACGUUUAUCUCUACCUCCUCUCCAUCGAAACAUCCAUCUGGUACUACACAAAGGAAUUCCGACUGUUCAGCAGAUAUCCGAGGACAGGAUUUACGGACUACGCAAGAGUUUACCAUACUACAGUGCAUCGUUAUUACAGUUCGGAUGUGCACUUUCAGCAAUGA